Messenger RNA from Rotaria sp. Silwood2, 1323 nucleotides. The record is from the annotation of a GenBank genome assembly. NCBI's taxonomy places the organism in Eukaryota, Metazoa, Rotifera, Eurotatoria, Philodinida, Philodinidae.
AUGGUUUUGCCACGGAUACACAAUAAUCUUCAAAAUAAUAGUUAUGUAGAUAUUCGACAUAAUAAUAUGAAAGAACUUGUUUGUAAUGCUGAUGGUUAUCCUAAUCCGGAUGUUGCUUGGAUUCGAGUUUCUGAUUUUAUUCUUCUUACACGAAAUCAAUCACAUGCUAUUCUUAAAUUUAAUCAUAUACAGCAUGGUAUAAAUAAAUAUAUGUGUGAAGCAAAAAAUAAGCAUGGUUUGACAAAGAUUUUUAUUUAUGUUAUUAAAUCAGAUACUCAAAUCAAACCAUUAUUAAAUUAUAGUAAUAUAAAAAGUCGAAGUGUUAUUUUGAGUUGGUAUGUAUCCACUGAACGUUUUGAUCGUUUCAAUUAUUUUAUUAUUUAUUAUCGUCGUUUACAUAAUUUUGAUAAAAAUAUAAAUGAACAAGAUGAAAUAAUUAAUAAUCAAGAUUAUGAACAAGUUCUUAUUGAUCCACGUACUACAAAUUAUACUUUUACAUUUCAAAUGAUGGAUCUUAUACCAUUUACAAAAUAUGAAUUUCGACUGCAAGGUUUUAUUGGUAGUACACCAACAGAUUAUUCAAAUUCAAUCUUUAUUAUCACACUUGAUACCGUACCACAGAAAGUCGAAAAUCUUCAUGGUUAUGUAUGGAAUGAAACAUCAGUUGUUGUUCAUUGGACACCACCUAAUUCAACAAAUGGACCUAAUUUUUAUUACAUUCUUUACUAUACAAUGAAUACGUUCAUUCCAUUCUCUCAAUGGUCUUAUACUAUCAUUCGUACAUAUCCAUUUCAUAUUAUUUCAUUGCCAAUAUCUACUAAUUUUCAACUAUUUAUUCGUGUUGCUAGUGUCAAUGCAAAAGGUUUAAUAUUAAGUGAUUUUCAUAUAAUUAAUAAUAGUUUAUCAAAUAAUCGUUUCAUAUCAACAAUUAAUAAAUUUCAAUGUUUUUCAAAUAAUCAAACUCAACUAUUAACUCUUCAAUGGUCUAUUGAUUAUAAAUCUCAUUUAUAUGUUGAAAAAUAUCUUCUUUAUUAUUCGGAUUUAACACAAAAUAAUAAUGAUUUUAUUCGAUUGUUAAUAAUACCAAUUGAUUUACUUUCCAUUAGUCAUCAAUCAACAGAUAAUUUAUUGAAAUAUGAAUUCAAUAUUUCUUUACUAAAUUUAAAUUAUAAUCAAUAUCAUAUUUUACGUUUACAUUUAUCUAUUAUUGACCAAAAUCAAAAUCAAUUAUUCAUGACACUUUCACCUAUUUACUGUGUGUUUACAAGAAAAUCUGGUAAGAAUAACAAAAAUCUUUUUUUGUCAGAAAUCGUGAUCGAUUGA